Messenger RNA from Cooperia oncophora, 444 nucleotides. Lineage: Eukaryota; Metazoa; Nematoda; Chromadorea; Rhabditida; Trichostrongylidae. The record is from the annotation of a GenBank genome assembly.
AUGGCACUCGCGAAACAGCCCACGAAAUGGCAGAAGGAGUACUCCACUGGCUGCCGUAGCCAGCAUUGUGCACUGUUCCAGAUAACGUCUCCCAGUCUGGCUCAAACUGCCUAUACUGUUGCCAUAGUGUCUAGCGGUAUUAAUGCAGUUGGCACUAUAAAAUGCGCUCAGAUGAUUGGAGGUGCAUACUAUACAGCUCUCCGUAUACAUUCAUACCACUUUAAGGUAGCACGACAACACGUCCACGUUGUGAUGGCGGUGACCUCGUUUUUACUGUGCGUCAUAGUUCUAGUGAUUCCGCUUGCCGUCAACAUAGUUUGUCCGGACAACACUCCGGAACAGGUACCGUCUUCGCCAUUAGUACUGGUGGCUCCAUCGUCAGUCCAACCUUUCAAAUCUUGGUCAUGUUUACAAACAGCCACUACUGCCGCACACGAUAAGUAG